AUGAGGGAUGCGGUGAGUAGCAACUCCUUGAUAAGGGAUGCGAUGGAGAUCAAGCUUCGUCACCACGUGGUCGUGCUGGACGAGGCGCACAAUAUUGAAGACUGUGCGCGGGAGGCGGCCUCGUGUCAGCUUCUCAUUGACGACGUCCGCGACGCUCUCACAGACGUCGAGGUCGUCGGACAACGGGCGGGCAAACUCACGCAGAGCCGUGCCCUGGGUCUUUUUCUGUCUAUUUUAUCCGGAUGGAUGGUGCAAAACUCCCGCCAUCUACAGGACGACUCGGACUCCAGCAAGAACAGCAGCGUCUUCCUCGGCUCUAAAAUGAUCCAGAUUCUCGACAAGCUCGAGAUCGGCAGAGCCCAGUGGAUGCCUAUAAAGACUUGUCUCUCAGAGAUGACCGACGAGCCUCCAAACGAUGAAGCGGACCCGCCCAAACUGAAGUCCGCGACGCUGACGCUGCUGCGUAACAUUUUCCUGAUGUAUCACUUCUUGUACGACCGUCCGGUCUCCGCUGCUGAUGAUUACCGCGUCGCGCUCUGCAAAAUACAGUCCAAGAACCGCAAUUUUCCUGCCGCGGAAGGCGGCGCCUGGUUACGCAGACGACGUCGAGGAGACAUGCAGCGCGUGUCGUGGACGCUGGGGCUGAACUUCAUGUGCCUGAACCCCGGCGUGGCGUUCGCUGAGGUCGGCAGCAUCGCUCGUAACGUCAUCCUCACCUCCGGGACUCUCUCCCCCAUGACCUCCUUCCAGUCUGAGCUCGGCGUGCCCUUUGCUAUACAACUCGAAGUCAACCAUGUUAUUGAUAGGAAGCAGGUGUGGGUUGGGACCGUGGGACAAGGACCGAACAACCUGCCUCUCCAGGCUACCUAUCGCUUCACUGAGAUGCCACAUUUUCAGGACGAGCUUGGGUGCCUGCUAAUCUCGGUGUGCCGUGCGGUGCCCCGAGGCGUGCUCUGCUUCUUGCCAUCGUAUUCGCUUCUCGAUAAGCUCGUCUCAAGGUGGCAAGGGGGCGGCAUCUGGCGCGGCUUGGGCGAGAAGAAGAGAGUGUUUAUUGAGCCGCGACGCUCCGAGGAGUUCGAGCGCACCAUCAGUGACUUCUAUGACACCAUCACCAACACCAGGUAUGAGCGGAGGGGUGGCGUGGACGGAGCGCUGCUGCUGGCCGUGUGUCGCGGUAAAGUGAGCGAGGGACUCGACUUCACCGACGACAACGCCAGAGCCGUCGUUGCUGUUGGCAUCCCGUUCCCGAACUUCAAGGAUGCGCAGGUGACACACAAGCGCGAGUACAACACGCAGCAUCACCGCUCCCGGGGCCUGCUGUCUGGUAGCGACUGGUACGAGAUCCAGGCUUACAGAGCCCUGAACCAAGCGCUGGGCCGCUGCCUGCGUCACCGCUACGACUGGGGGGCGCUGCUGCUCGUCGACGUGCGUUACCAGCAGCGCGAGAACCAAGGACAACACAACCGCUACAUCAGGAGCUUGUCACGGUGGGUGCGGGACCAGGUUGUGCACCACAGCUCCUUCAAGGAAGCUCUGCUCGACCUCUCUGAAUUUGCGCAGCGACUCAGCCUGAACCCGCCCAAGAAACCUGUCACUCCUAUCAAAAAAGAAGCAAACAAGUCUCCUCCCCUUACUUCUGGCAGCGAAGGCUACUCAGCUAUGACGUCUUUUGCUUCUCACAAACUUGCCACCGGCCCAUGCAGUUCAACUACUUCAACACUUGUGCCUAAAUAUGAAUUGAAAUCUUGUGCAUCGAAUGAUUACGGUCCCAUGACGUCCACUCAAAUCAACUUCGCAAGUACAUCUGGUGAGACCGGCACAAAAUCGUCCCUUCUUCUGGACAUCAUUCCGCCUGAGCUGAGUCAAAUAAGUUCUUGUGAUACCGGGGUUCUGAAUCGAACUCUGGACGAUGACGUCACUCUUCUGACAGACACCACUGCUGUUGUCGACUUGACUCUGCCUGUGAGUUCUGAUACUCGUCAUUCCCAUAUGGCGCUUGAGGAACAGAAAAUAUUAUGCCCACGCGGACUCGAUACCAACGCAGCAGACAAGGUUUCGACACCGUCGUCUCAACUUGCUAAUCUUGUGAGCGCCAAGUUGCUUACAACUUCACCAUCCACGUUGAGUUCCUUAUCAUCAACUUGCCUAGAUCGAAAACGUCGGCAAGAAUUGCCUGCCAGGAAUUCACCUGCCAAGAAAGAAUGUAAUACUCUUGAUUCAUCCUUAGAUGACAGCCCCAAACGAAAAUUCACUUUUACAUCAGCUAAAAAAAUUCUAGCUUUGUCUCCGGCUGUCAAAUCAUCCGAUUCAACUGAUAGUGAAUUUCAAAGCGUCAGCUCGGUGACCCACGUAAAGUCGGAAAUUAAUGGGAUUUCCCGUCUGGCAUCGUCAUUUCUGUUUGAUGACACCAGUGAUGUUAGUGAAAACUUACCUGAUAUUUUGAACUGCGUUCGUCCAACUGGAGUGCCAAGCGACGGAAAGUCUGAUCAAUCGGAGCUUCCUAGUCUGAACUGCCGACCUGUGAAACCAGUGGUCGUGUCGCCUCCUUCCGAUGAUUCUGACAUGGAUGACUUCGACAUGGACAAGAGCUUGCGGAGAAGCCCGGAAAUAAAGAGACGCGUGAGGCAAACGAUCAAGCGGAACCGAGGAGUUGUGUUCUCCAAAUUCCAGGAUGAAUCCUAAUGAAGCGUUGUUUAUGGUUGACAUAUUGGUUUUUGUAUUUCAUGACAUCUUUUAAACUUCUUAAAUGUAAUUGUACAUUACAAAUCACUUUUUGUUUCAUUUGUUCAACAGUUGAAUUGUAAGCAGGUCUUCUAUUGGCAUGCAUUUAACAUGAUAUUAUUUGCGUACGUUUUUAUCCAAUUGUAUGUCUUUUUGAUAAUUCAAUUGUAUGGUUACCUUAAAAAAAGGAUGUAAUUUUUUGUUGCUUUAUGGUGCAUUUCUGUUUGUGGAUAGCAUGACUGCUUUUAAAGUCAGUUUAAACGGCAUUGUGGAUUUAAGCUAAACUUGUUACUUAUACGUUGGCCUUCGAACUAAAUCGAAUUUCUCGUGCUUUUCCGUGUCUUAUAAUGAUUUGAAAUAUUUCGCCUGCUUUUACAUGGGAAGGCUUGCUUGUAAUAUUUGUGAUGUGCUGAUUUCAGUUUGUUGAAGUGAGAGUCCUGCUUCAUUCCAUGUAUUAAACGUUAGGUUUCUUUUCACGUUCUACUUAUGAAACUUUGGCUAGACAAAAAAAGCUGCAUCGUGUCAUUCAGCCGAUGAGUUUAAAAGACUGAGAGAAAGAAAAAAGUCCUUCACAUUCUAAUUCAAACGCGGAGUUUGUUCUAAAUAAAUCUAAUAUUUAAUUCCUUUGAUCAUUCAUAAAUACAAUACUACGUUGCACUCCUCUUCUUUAGCAUGAUUUGAUUUUCAAGGUGAAUUUUUCCUGGUGCCUUAAGUCUUUAGUCAUCAGCAACUAAGGACCUAAUUCAUAUCUUUGUAUUGUGAUACUUGAUUGUGAUUUUAAAGUUAUUUUAGCCGUGAGUUACGGUAGUAUCCGUAUUAGAAACCUAUAACCUUCCAUCAAAAUAGAUUUUCAAUUGUUAUAACGUUUCAUACUCUUGAGAUGUAGGUAGUAGGUAAGUGAAAUACUGUGAAUUUAAAUCUUUUGCAUCGGUAACGAUUGAGAGGCUGUGGUAAAUUUAUUAUUAGGUACUGUGAAGAAAAAUUAUUUGACAUUUGAAUGUCAUUUGGUGUUGCUCUGGCCUUGUCUGAUACAAACGUUAGCCAUUCACAUGAAUGCCAGCACACAUCAUGGCCUGUCACGAGGGAUCAACUGAUUUAAAAGAUUGUCUCGUUUAUUAGUUGUAUGUUGACCAUAUCUAACGCUUGUAGAACACUCAACGUCAUUCGUCAUGUAAAUCAUGGAAAUUUGAUGCCAU
Messenger RNA from Hyalella azteca, 3917 nucleotides. RefSeq names its product Fanconi anemia group J protein homolog. Gene Ontology annotation, molecular function: ATP binding; hydrolase activity, acting on acid anhydrides, in phosphorus-containing anhydrides; DNA helicase activity. The record is from RefSeq and is a predicted model, not a curated record. The coding region runs from base 1 to 2682 and encodes 893 amino acids. Gene Ontology annotation, biological process: double-strand break repair involved in meiotic recombination; nucleotide-excision repair. NCBI's taxonomy places the organism in Eukaryota, Metazoa, Arthropoda, Malacostraca, Amphipoda, Hyalellidae. Gene Ontology annotation, cellular component: nucleus. The transcript has 15 exons.